Messenger RNA from Candidula unifasciata, 1563 nucleotides. Lineage: Eukaryota; Metazoa; Mollusca; Gastropoda; Stylommatophora; Geomitridae. The record is from the annotation of a GenBank genome assembly.
AUGCUGGCUGGGUUCAGGGUUAUUGAAGAAUACAAAACCAUGGCUAGAGAUCUGGAUGAGGGACCCGACUAUCUUCUCGAUGACUUGGAUCAACAGCUUUCGCAAUCCCGAUUACAGCCACAAGAAACAGAUAUUAAACCACAAAUAAACUUUGAAUAUUUCGACGGUCAAAACUACCCCUUCUUCCAGUCAAUGACAGACAGCAUUAGCAGCAGCGACAGUAGUAACAGCAGCAGCAGCAGCAACAGCAGCAGCAGCAACAGUACAGGUUUUGGACUCGUCAAAUCCCACCACUGCAGCAGUAAUUAUUACUCCAGUGAUAACUACAAGCCUCAUCAGCACAACGUUGAUCAUCAGUUCGUUUCUAACACCUCCUUGGUGACAUCGUCAACACCGCCUUCAUUCUUAACAUUCCAGCCAUCAUCAGCCCAAACGACAGCUGCGAUGAAUACUUCCACAUUCACAUCUGUAACCAGGUCCACUUUGCCGCCACAAAUUAACACUCUCAUCUCCGAAACUGAAAGCAGCAGUAACAGUUGCAUGCCCAACUUUGACAUUCUUACCGACACUGAUGCUUCGCUGAGAGGACUUUGCUCCCCAGAAGCCAACCCACAGUACAUCGACCUCGACAGUCAACAAGAAUCUAUGUAUAACGAAUACCAGUCAAUGCCAGAACAGAAUAAGUCAGGAAUUGUUUUCGAGGAGACCAAGAGAUUGGAAGAAGCCGCCAUUCUAAUGAUGGAUACAAUCUACAAAGACUGCAACAGUUUGAAAGUUCCAUAUGACCCCAUGAUGUGGACCCCAGACCACGCGAGGAGGUGGGUCUCCUGGGUGUGUCACAGGAAUGGAGUUCCCGAUGUCUCGGCGCACUUGUCUAACUCUGAUGGUCCCACGCUGUGCUCCUUAUCUCAAGAAUACUUCUAUUUCCUGUGUGGUGACUCGGGCAUCAAACUCUCCAAUGAACUGGAGCUGUGGAAAGCAGCAAAUACCUGCUUCCCCAACCAGACCUACUUUACCGGCAGCAAUGAACAAGGAAUCCUCCCAGCACAACCGAUGCAUACUGGGAGCUCUCAGAACUUCAACCUGGCAACAUGUGUGUCCCCGGCGCUGAGUUCAUGCAGCAGUAACCAUGACAGCAACACUAGCAUCUCCACACACUCAGACAUCAGCGAUGAUGAGAGCCGGUCUGGCUACCAGAUGGCACACAGCUCUACACUAGACAGGUUUCGCGAGGAUAACGGCUACAGUAAAAUCUUACACAAAAUUCCAACUGGUAGAGGCCAUAAGCAAACGAUCCAUCUGUGGCAGUUCCUGAAAGAACUGCUGCUUUCCAAGGACGUCAACUACAGUGACUGCAUCCGCUGGCUCGACCGCAAAACUGGAGUCUUUAAGAUUGAGGAUUCCAAGAAAGUUGCCAUGUUGUGGGGUGCCAGAAAGAAUCGUCCCGCCAUGAAUUACGACAAAUUAAGCCGAUCCGUGCGACAGUACUACAAGAAAGGUAUUAUCAAGAAGACAGAACAGUCUAAACGUCUUGUUUAUCAGUUCUGUCCAGGCUACAAUUAG